This is a messenger RNA of Paralichthys olivaceus (Japanese flounder), 1688 nucleotides long. RefSeq names its product transmembrane 4 L six family member 18 (gene tm4sf1). The record is from RefSeq and is a predicted model, not a curated record. Gene Ontology annotation, cellular component: membrane. Lineage: Eukaryota; Metazoa; Chordata; Actinopteri; Pleuronectiformes; Paralichthyidae.
AGAUCAUCACAGUGGGGGAUUGGUGGAAUCCAUCUGUCAAUCAAGCUGAGUGUCCGACCAGGGUGCUGUGGGCGGGAUCGGACCCCAGAGCUGACGGAUGUGCUCAGGGAUACUAGACACAUGUACUGACCCGCUCUCAUCUCCUCUGACGCUGCUCUGACCCUUCCCUCCCCUGCAUCUCUUCCUUCGCGGGUCUCCUCUGCCCACUCCACUCCUCUGCUCUCUUGCCUGCGGUCGUGCGUGCGUCCUUUGGGGGAACAAUGUGUUGUUCCGUGGGCUUCGCCCGGUCUCUGGGUCUGGCCCUGCUGCCUCUGGCCCUCUCCUGUAUCCUUGCCAACCUGCUGCUGCUGUUUCCUAUGGGAGAAAUCUCCUACAUCCAACAGAACCGCCUGGCCAGCUACAUCUGGUACUUUGGUGGACUAGGAGGCGGAGGAAUCCUGAUGUUGCUUCCAGCUGUUGUCUUCAUCACUCUGGGGAAAUGUAGCUGCUGCUGGAAUGAGAGUUUGAUGAUGUGCGGCUCCGUGCUGGCAGCUGUCGUCGGCCUCGUGGGCUCCGGCUACUGUUUCGUCAUAUCGGGGUUGGCCUUGGUGCAGGGUCCGCAGUGCUUCACCACGCUCGGAUGGUCGUACCCGUUUGUAGACCAGGGGGGCAGGUAUCUGCUGCAGCCAGAGACGUGGUCGCGGUGUCUCCAGCCCGCUUAUAUCGUGGAGUGGAACGUGACCCUGCUGUGUGUCUUGCUGGGUUUGGCCGCGCUGGAGUUCAUCAUCUGUCUCCUUCAGCUCGGCAGCGGUUUAGUCAACGCCGUCUGCCGGCCCUGCUGCUAUAAGCAGGAGUACAGUCUGAAUAUGUAGACAAACACACACACACACACACACUCCCACCUGCGCAGACGUACUGUUUGUGCAUCUGUACACUUAAAAAAAGCCUCAUCGCCUAUAGCAACAUUUGUGUGUCCGAGUAGAACACAACACACUGGUGAGACACAUUUACACACGCUCUGUCAUGGAUGUCUGACAACCACUUCAGCUGUGUGUGACCAUUUUCAAGUCUGCCCCGGGUAAAGUGGCAAAAUCAGUUUGCAGUCAUUGAUGUUUGUGUGAGUGUGAGUGUGUGUGUGUGUGUGUGUGUGUGUGCGUGCGUGCGUGCCUGCCUGCCUGUGUGCGUGCCUGUGUGCGUGCGUGUGUGUGUGUGUCCACUCCACAGGAAAAGCAGGAUGGACUUCAUUUGCUCGGGUGGUGAAAGUCAAUUUAAAAAGCCCAUAUGCAAAUGAUAAAAAAACAAUAAUGAUGAUUACAGUAACAAUAGAAAUAAUAUUGUAAUGUGCAGGACAAUAGUUUGCAUGGAGGUAAUUACUUUAUGUCACGCAACAGCCUGUUAGACAUAGAACAUCUUGAUAAAAUGACCACGCCUCACAAAUGAAUGUAACUACAUAAGUUUCCUAAGAUGCACUGUUGCAACAGUCCAACUUUUAAACAUGUUGGACUGUUUAUGGGUUCACCAUGUGUGUGUUUGUGUGUGUGUGUGUGUUUGUGUGUGUGUGUGUGUGUGUGUGUGUGUGUGUGCAUUCGUUCUCAGUUUCACAGUAUUUUGUUGUAAAUUGUCUUUAUUUCCUUCAGAUCCUAGUUUAGUGUUAACAGACUUUUUAUAUAUUAUUUAGUGACAUAUUUUUAUAAUGUGUGUUUCUUUGU